Messenger RNA from Onthophagus taurus, 2842 nucleotides. RefSeq names its product haspin (gene Haspin). Gene Ontology annotation, molecular function: histone H3T3 kinase activity; ATP binding. The record is from RefSeq and is a predicted model, not a curated record. NCBI's taxonomy places the organism in Eukaryota, Metazoa, Arthropoda, Insecta, Coleoptera, Scarabaeidae. Gene Ontology annotation, biological process: protein phosphorylation; intracellular signal transduction; mitotic cell cycle. Gene Ontology annotation, cellular component: cytoplasm; nucleus.
AAGCGAAAUCUAAAUGUUUUUAAAAAUCUUUUAGUUAAGAAUUUAUUUCAAAGAAUAUAAUGGCUCCAAUAAAAACUUAUAAACCUGGAAAGAAUAAGUCUGUCGUUAAAGACAAUCCUAUUUCAAAUAGGAAAAAUACAAUAAAAAUUAAAGAUUUAAAAAUUACAGAAUCAAUAGAACGGGCUAUUUUAUCAUGCGAUUCAUUGCAUGUUUCCACUGAGGACACUUUUGAUAAGCUCCUAAGAUCAUACAGAGAGAAGCAAUCUGAAGACCCCACUAAUAAGUAUGAAAAAAGUGUUUCGAAUAAUGAAAUAUGUGAGGUUAUGUCGAACAGUGAAUUAAAUAAGAAACCAAAUUUAAUUUAUAUAAGUACCCCAAACGUUUUCAAUCGUAAUGAAGUAGUUGAUAAUAGUAUAAGCAGUAGUAUUUUAUCACCCAUAAGUUCAAAACCAUUCCUAAAACCGAGGUAUACAAGACAUGGAGUUAAGGAACAAUUCCAGCAAUUUGAAAACAUUAAAUGUAAAAAAUUUGAUUCUCAAUCGAUUAUUGUAAUAGAUGAUAGUGAGAUAUCUGGUGUUAUCUCAAAAGAACUUCAAAAUGAUUCUGAAAAAUGUUCUGUUAAUUUGAGUCAAAUGGAUGUUGAGAAGUCAAAAUCUGAAUAUACAUUAUCAAAAGAUGUAUUUUCUAGUGAUGUAAUAAGAAAUGAAUCAACACAAGAAAAUAUGAGUUUAGAUAAACCAAAAAUUGUUCAAUCAGCCUCUAAUUCAUUAUUAAUUGAUUUGUCUUCAACAAAUGAGUCAAUUUCAACUAGAAGUAAGUCAAAAAAUGCUAUAUCAACAAGAAAAUCUGAACCAACACAUUUAUAUUUCUUAAGAUCUUCAAGUAAAUCAUCACAUAUAGCAUCUUCUAAUUCAAGAUCAAAUUCAAACAAAUCUUCUCAAGAUUCAUCAAGAUCUGUUUCACCACAUUCAUAUUUUUUAAGAUCUAAAUCACCAAGUAAUUUUAAUGAAUCAGAAAAAUCUUCAAGUAACUUAAUGACAUCUCAAAAUUCAUCAAACUCAUCCAAUAAAUAUUUACAAUUAAAUACAAAUUCUGUGGAAUCAACAUCAUCCUCAACAAAUCCUUCAAAAACUAUCAAUGAGACUGAUAACAUGUUAAGAAAUAAAAAAGAACCAGUUGUUAAUUUGACUCAAAAUGACUUUGAGAAGAUGUUGUCCUUAAUAGAAUUAACAAAAGCGAAAUCGAAUUCAAAGAAAUUAAGUUCUAAAGCUUCAUCAUCUAAAUCAACAUCACCUUCUCCAAUAAAUUCUGUAGCAUUGUGUGAUGAAAAGGAUGAAGAAUCAAAUAAAAUUGGUAAAGAUUGUAGUUUAUUUGAUGCAAAUAUGAAGGAAGCGAUUGUUAAUUUGACAUUGUUGGAUGAAAAACCGUUGAUUUUGAAGCCAGGAAAGCAGUGGAGACGAUCUCUGGUGAAUCAAACGAGAGGUGCGAAUCAACGUCGUCGAUUAGCGAAUUUUACGAUUAUCAAUGAGGGUUUGGAUGAAUCUUUGCAAGUUAUAACAAUCAGCCCCGAGAGCUCGAUUCGUGUCGAAGACCAAGAGGACUUCGAGGCGGUAUUUCAACGAACGGUAAAUUUACAAGACGACGACACCAAGGGCAGUUUUAACCGAAACGCCGAAGAACUUGGUAAAGAAAAAGGUUUUAAAUUUGGACAAGAAAGGCAAAGCUUUAUUGGAUACAGGAAAGAUUUAAGUGCGAAAGAGAUCGUCUUGAAAAAGUGCGAACAAAACGAGGUUUUAGAUUUUCAAGAAUGUUAUCCAGAAAGUUCAUUAAAGAAUUGUCACAAGAUUGCAGAAGGUCUCUAUGGGGAAGUUUUUCUCCUCAAAAAAUCACCGAAAGAAGUUUCGGUAUUAAAAGUAAUCCCAAUCGAGGGCUCAUACCUCGUUAAUGGAGAGCCACAAAAGAAAUUUGCGGAAGUCCUAUCGGAACUAACAAUUCAAUCCGAACUGUCAUCGUUACGAGAUGACGAGAAAAACCAAACGGAAACGUUUUCUCGGUUAAAGAAAAUCUCUUGCGUUCGAGGCCAAUACCCACCACGUCUAAUCGAACUUUGGGAACUAUUCCAAGAAACAUACGGCACUGAAAAUGACCACCCAAACAUUUUUGAAAAGAAUCAGAUAUUUAUCGUCUUGGAACUAGAAAAUGCUGGUCGUGAUUUAGAAAGUUUUGUGUUCUACAAUGCCAAACAGUCUUGGUCUGUUUUUAAACAGAUUGUUUGUGGUUUGGCGGUGGCAGAGAAUUCUCUAGAAUUUGAGCAUAGAGAUCUACAUUGGGGAAACGUGUUGAUAUCCUUCAAAGAGCCAAAAGGCUGUGAAAGAUAUCUAUAUAAUGGUGAUGAAAUAUUGGUGGAAAAUAAAGGCGUUAAAGCAACUAUAAUUGACUAUACUAUGUCAAGAAUUAAAAAAAAUGGAAUUUGUAUGUUUAAUGAUUUAAAGUGUGAUUUAGAUUUGUUUAAAGGAGAAGGAGAUUAUCAAUUUGAAAUUUAUAGGUUAAUGAAGAAGUCAAACGGAGAUAAUUGGGAGAUGUUUGACUCAUACUCCAACGUGUUAUGGUUACACUACAUUUUAGGAAAACUGAUAAAAGGAGUGCAUUAUAGAAGUGAAAAGACGAGGGUGCAUUUUAAUGGAAUUAAUGCAAUGAAAGAAUUGCAUAAAGUACUACUGAACUAUAAAAAUGUUAAAGAGUUAGUUAAUGAUGUAAUAAAGUUUUAAAAUGUUUGUAAUACAAGAUUUUUAUAGAAUAAAGUUAUUAUACAUUUGUUGCCUUUGAUCUUCAUUAAACUUAU